Molecule: messenger RNA, 2646 nt
Organism: Hordeum vulgare subsp. vulgare (domesticated barley)
Lineage: Eukaryota; Viridiplantae; Streptophyta; Magnoliopsida; Poales; Poaceae
Product: monosaccharide-sensing protein 2-like
Exons: 1
Coding region: 245-2434 (729 amino acids)
Biological process (GO): transmembrane transport
Cellular component (GO): membrane
Molecular function (GO): myo-inositol:proton symporter activity
Source: RefSeq, a predicted model, not a curated record
AGGAAAAACAACAUGGCGACGACGACUUCCCGCCUCGUCACCUCCACCUACCUCCCAUCUCUUCUUUCUCACCGCACGACUUGUAAUUAAGUUAUAUAGAUGAUGACACAUCGCGCUAGCUCUGCAUCCAUCCGUUAAGAUAUCGUCUCCGAUCGAUCGAGCAGCCAUUAAUUUUCUUCUCCUUGGACGGCCGGCCGGACGAUCGAGCAGCUACCAAGGAAAGGAAAGGAAAGGAAAGGAAAGGAUGAGGGGUGCGGCGCUGGUGGCGCUGGCGGCGGCGCUGGGCAACAUGCUGCAGGGGUGGGACAACGCCACCAUCGCCGGAUCGCUGCUCUACAUCAAGCGCGACUUCGGCCUGGACGCCCAGCCCGCGCUCCAGGGCCUCGUCGUCGCCACCUCCCUCAUCGGCGCCACCCUCAUCACCACCUUCUCCGGCCCGCUUUCCGACCACGUCGGCCGCCGCCCCAUGCUCGUCGCCUCCUCCCUCCUCUACGCGCUCGCGGGGCUCCUCAUGCUCUGGUCCCCCACCGUCGGCGUGCUCCUCCUCGCCCGCCUCGUCGACGGAUUCGCCGUCGGCCUCGCCGUCACCCUCGUCCCCGUCUACAUCUCCGAGACCGCGCCGCCCGAGGUCAGGGGGCUGCUCAGCACGCUCCCGCAGCUCACGGGCUCCACCGGCAUGUUUCUCUCCUACUGCAUGGUGUUCGCCAUGACGCUCGCGCCCAGCCCCAACUGGCGGCUCAUGAUGGGGGUGCUCGUCUUGCCGUCGCUCCUCUACGUCGCCGUCGCCGUGUUUUUCCUCCCGGAGUCGCCGCGCUGGCUGGUGAGCAAGGGCAGGAUGAAGGAGGCCCGGACCGUGCUGCGGAUGCUCAGGGGCCGGGAGGACGUUGACGGCGAGAUGGCGCUCCUCGCCGAGGGCCUCGGCACCGGCGGGGAAACCGCCAUCGAGGAGUACAUCGUCGGCCCGGCGCCCCAAGACGACGACGUUGACCAAGCUGAUGCCACCUUCAGGCUGUACGGGCCAGAGCGCGGGAUGUCGUGGGUGGCGCAGCCGGUGCCGCUGGGCGGGCAAGGCAGCAUGCUCUCCAGCAUGGGCAUGUCGCGGCAGGGCAGCUUGCUCGGCAGCAUCGCCGGGCUGUCGCGGAUGGGCAGCAUGCUCGACCACCUCCAGGACCCCGUCGUCGCGCUCCUCGGCGGCCUCCACGACAUGAAGCCAGCGGCCGACAGCAACGGCAAUACCCUCUUCACCAACUUCGGGAGCAUGCUCAGCGCCCACGGAGGCAUGGACUGGGACGAGGAGAACGCCGCGCCCAGCGAUGAUGACGACAAGAUUGCUGCUGGUGCCAGCGAACACGACGACGUUGAUGACGAUGGCAUCCGCGCGCCGCUGCUGGACAUGCGGGGGCAGAGCAGCAUGACCGGUAGCGGGAUCGGCAUGGGACAGACAACAAGCACCAUGGGCAUCGGCGGCGGGUGGCAGCUCGCAUGGAAGUGGACGGAGGGUGUCGCGCCGGACGGCACGCGGCAGAACGCCGUCCAGAGGAUGUACCUGCAUGAGGAGCCCAGCGCCGGCGACGGCCAGCACGUGCACGCGGCGGCGCUGGUCAACCAGUCGGCGCUCUACACCGCCACCAACGACCACCUGCAGCAGCAGCAGGACGAUCCGAUCACCCCGAUGGGCCCAGCGAUGGUGCACCCGGCGUCGUCUCCGGCGGCAGAGAAGCCGCGGUGGCGGGAGCUGCUGGAGCCGGGCGUCCGGCACGCUCUGGUGUGCGGUGUGACAAUCCAGAUCCUGCAACAGUUCUCCGGCAUCAGCGGCAUCCUCUACUACACGCCGCAGAUCCUUGACCAGGCCGGCGUCAGCGUCCUCCUCGCCAGCCUUGGCCUGAGCGCCGACUCAGCCGCCAUCCUCAUCUCCGGCCUGACCACGCUCCUCAUGCUCCCGGCCAUUGCCGUGGCCAUGCGGCUCAUGGACGUGGCCGGCCGCCGGAGCCUCCUCCUCUGGACGAUCCCGGUGCUGAUCGUGUCCCUAGUGUCCCUGGUGACGGCGGACGUGCUCCCCUUGGCGGCCACCGUGCACGCGGCCGUGUCGACGACGAGCGUCAUCGUCUACAUCUGCACGUUCGUGAUGGGGUUCGGGCCCAUCCCCGGCAUCUUGUGCUCGGAGAUCUUCCCGACGAGGGUGCGCGGGAUGUGCAUCGCCAUUUGCUCCCUGGCCUUCUGGCUCAGCGACAUCGCCGUCACCUACAGCAUGCCGGUCAUGCUCGACUCCCUGGGGCUCGCCGGGGUCUUCUCCAUCUACGCCGCCGUCUGCUGCGUCGCUCUCGCCUUCGUCGCGCUUCGGGUGCCCGAGACCAAGGGUUUGCCGCUCGAGGUCAUCGCCGAGUUCUUCAACGUCGGUGCCAAGGGCAUGCCAAAGCUCGACCACGAAGAAUGAAUCUCGUCACGCGGUUAAUUAUUUGCGGAAGGAGUAACAUUUUGUUUGAUUUUGUCUUGUUUGUGUGACAAAUGUUUUUUUUUGUGUGUGUGUGUUAUAUAAUUUUGGAUAAACAAUAUACCACGGACAAUAUGAGCAAAACAAAGACAUAGAUAGAUGCGAUGCUACACUAAAAUUAAUGUCACAAAACUUCGAUUCCAACAUUGGACGUC